AUAUAAAAAAUAAUCCUACCUUCUUUUUUUCUAAAACCCAAAAAACUUCUCCUGAAACCAAAUCUAAUUUUUUAAAUGCCGUAUCUCAAAUUAAAAGUACUGAUCCAGUAUUGCAAAACAACACCAACACACAAGAUGAUCCUGACAAUGCCAAUACACAAGAUGAUUCUGACAAUACCAAUAUACAAGAUGAUCCUGACAAUGGCAAUAAACCAACUAUUAUUGAGUAA
Molecule: messenger RNA, 230 nt
Organism: Racocetra fulgida
Lineage: Eukaryota; Fungi; Glomeromycota; Glomeromycetes; Diversisporales; Gigasporaceae
Source: the annotation of a GenBank genome assembly